This is a messenger RNA of Strongyloides ratti, 495 nucleotides long. Its product is annotated as Ubiquitin-40S ribosomal protein S27a. Gene Ontology annotation, biological process: translation; protein ubiquitination; modification-dependent protein catabolic process. The transcript is spliced from 2 exons. Gene Ontology annotation, cellular component: nucleus; cytoplasm; ribosome. The record is from RefSeq and is a predicted model, not a curated record. Gene Ontology annotation, molecular function: ubiquitin protein ligase binding; structural constituent of ribosome; protein tag activity. The annotation marks the transcript as partial. Lineage: Eukaryota; Metazoa; Nematoda; Chromadorea; Rhabditida; Strongyloididae.
GGUAUCAUGCAGAUAUUUGUUAACGCUCUUAGCAACAAAACUGUUACAUAUAACGUUGAAUCUUCCGAAACUAUCGGAGCCAUUAAGGCUAGAAUUCAAGAAAUUGAGUCUAUUCCAACAUCUGAGCAAUCUUUAUAUUAUGGAGGAAAACCACUUGAUAAUGAAUGCACACUUGCUGACUACGCUAUCGGAAACCUUUCAACCAUCCAUCUUAACCUUGAGCUUCUUGGAGGAGGUAAAAAAAGAAAGAAGAAGGUCUACACAACCCCAAAAAAAAUCAAGCAUAAGCAUAAGAAAGUUAAACUUGCUGUUUUAAAAUUCUACAAAGUCGAUGACUCUGGAAAAAUCACUCGUAACAGAGUUGAAUGUAACAGUGCUAGCUGUGGUGGAGGUGUCUUUAUGGCUGAUCAUGGAAAUAGACAUUACUGUGGAAAGUGCCACAAUACCCUUGUUCAACAAGGUUCUGCCAAAACUGGAGCAGGAAAGAAGAAGUAA